This is a messenger RNA of Pungitius pungitius (ninespine stickleback), 2949 nucleotides long. RefSeq names its product nei-like DNA glycosylase 3 (gene neil3). NCBI's taxonomy places the organism in Eukaryota, Metazoa, Chordata, Actinopteri, Perciformes, Gasterosteidae. The transcript has 10 exons. Gene Ontology annotation, biological process: base-excision repair. The coding region runs from base 996 to 2717 and encodes 573 amino acids. The record is from RefSeq and is a predicted model, not a curated record. Gene Ontology annotation, molecular function: damaged DNA binding; DNA-(apurinic or apyrimidinic site) endonuclease activity; zinc ion binding.
UUUGUGCAACUUGGAUCGAGUUAAGUUAUAAUUCCUUGGGUGGGGCCCAGCUUCAAGUGUGCCACUUCCCUUGGAGCUAAUGUAAGAGAGCAGCCUUCAGAUGUUAAUACACGUUACUGCUGAGUGCGGCCUUUUUUGAAGGAGGGCAUGGCUGUACACUUGGCUGGAGAACAUGGAAUACAUGCUUUUUUUAUCUGGGCCCACAGAAGGGCUUCUGGUUGGGGGAAACUGCAGAGCAAACAAGUUGUUGCAAUUACAAAGGCAAUCCAUGCAGCAAAUCUUUUGACAAAAAUGCAAAUUAUUUUUCUUCAGCCAGAUGGGACACCCUGGUGGAGGAAUGGGAGGUUGUAUGACGCCUGGCAGUUGAAAACCACCUGGGGUGUAAUGGCUGCAGCAAGGGACACACGUCCAGGACCAUUUUAAGGAACUUGAAUGCAACGUGUAAUGAGAAGUCAAAUGUCUACCUGUCUGUUUACCUAUCGAUGUAUCCACAUAUCUUUCUGUGUCUAUACAUUGUAGGCUAAAUCUUGCACAUUAGCCACCAUUAACUGUACACCAGCGCCCUCAAGUGGAAAGACAAUGCAUUGCUCCCACUCUUGAUUAUUAGCCCUUGAUAACUAUAACUAAAUACAUUAUAGUGGAAACUAAAGUCAGUAUUCUACAACUGUUUGAAUAUGUAUUAAUCUGUACACACACGCUGUAAAAAUUCAAUAUUUUUUAAUUGUAAUUUGUGUCCACACUGUGAGAAUCUACCUGCAAGUAACAUUACCUGCAGAGUUGUCAUUAAACAUAUUAAGGAUAAUUGACAGUAAUAGCUUAACGAUGCGCGUGCAUUGGAUACGUGCGCGUAACGCCUAACGUUACUUCCGGAAACAAAGCGCACAGCGCAUGCGCGCAAAUUGAAUAAGUGGCGGCGAAAACUUUCAUUUUUCAACCCGACCGCUUCGGAGGCCGUUUUUUUAUCGCGUACGGAGAGUUGAAGUCUGACCUGGAAGAUGGUCGAGGGUCCGGGGUGCACGUUGAACGGAGAGAAGAUCCGCUCCAAAGUCCAGAAGGGGCAGAAAUGGAAGGAGAGCAGAGGCAGUUUGACCGCGUCCACCAAAAACGGCCCGCAGCGGAACGCCUUCCACGGCUUCGUCGGGUGUCCGUACACCGGAGUGGAAACGGUGGGCAAGGAGCUCUUCAUGUACUUCGGUGCCAGAUCGUUGAGAGUCCACUUCGGGAUGAAUGGAUCGAUGCGUAUAAACCCCGCUGAGAGGAAGGAGAGGACCGGCUGCGCACCGGUGCUGCAAAUCCACCUGACUAACGACACCGUGUGCUUCUUUGACAGCGCGGUGGAAAUAAGGUCGACGGAGGACUGCGAGCAGAGGGUGAGGGCCCUGGAGGGUCUGGACGUGUGCUCCUCCAAGUUCAGCUUCCCGCGCUCGGUGGCGGCGGUGAGGAGCCGCGGCGGCGGGAUGCUGUGCGACGUUCUCCUCGACCAGGCCGUCAUGCCGGGAGUCGGCAACAUCAUUAAAAACGAGGCCCUGUUCGACUCGGGCCUCCACCCGGCCGUGAAGGUCGAGCAGCUGUCGGACGAGCAGCUCCACCACCUGGUGAAGAUGACGCGGGAUUUCACUCUCCUGUUCUACAAGUGUCGCAAAUCUGGCUCUCCUCUCUACAAACAUUACAAAGUCUACAAGCGUCCCCGGUGCGGCCAGUGCUCCGGCGUCAUCACAGUCUGUCGUCUUGGAGACAACGGCAGGAUGACUUACUUCUGCGGGAGCUGUCAGAAGGGAGAUCCCAGCGGGGUCCAAGUCAGCAAGCUCCCGGGCAGGAACAGUCUGAUCAGCUGGGCCUGCAGCGAGCCGACCAAUGGCAGCGCGGCUAAGGAGGAAGAGGAGGAGGAGGAGGAGGGCUGGGCCUGUCAGCUCUGCACGCUCAUCAACCAGCCGGCGGCCAGGGCCUGCGACGCCUGCUUCACUGCGAGGGCCGAGGCUCACAAAGAUGACAUUAACCCGGAGGCGUCGCCCUUCACCCCCGCUCUGAUUAAACACCCCUGCACUGCCUUCAGGAAGCCACAGGAGGAGCUCAAAGUCAACUGGAGGUCUGCGCUCGGGACUUCCACCCUGGUUUUCACCGACAUGAGCGAGCGACCAAAGCCUGUAAACUCGCCGCUCUCCCCAGCCGGCAGUCAUUUGAAUUCCUUGGCGGCAGAGCGAGGUUUAUAUAAAUACGGCAUCUGCCGGGGGACAGCGAGCCCCAAUUAUGCCUCUGGUGGCUGGCAGAGGCAAAGUGCCGAGCCCUCCGGUGGGGAAUCGCUGGCCUCCUACAGUCACCCAUCCAAGAAAAUGAGAAUUGAUCACAGCCCCUUUCCCGGUAACAAUGCUCCAAACGCAGCCCCCGACUCACGCCGCCGGCCCCCCUUCGUCUCUUCCGGUGCCCCUUGUUGUGCGUCCCAUCGCCGGCCAGCCGUCCUCCGCACGGUCCACAAGGACGGGGACAACAAGGGACGCCAGUUCUACACCUGCUCGCUUCCCAGGGAAACCAAGUGCAACUUCUUCGAGUGGGCGGACUUGCACUUCCCUCUCUGUCACCACUGGAAACGCUGUUUAAUGCGGACGGUUCUGAAACUGGGACCCAACAACGGGCGAAACUUCUACGUCUGCAGCCUUCCGAAGGGCAAACAGUGUGACUUGUUCCAGUGGGCAGAGAGCUCCACGCUCCCUGGAUGUUAGUGGGUUUUUACUCAACUGUUAUCAAUUAAAUGGAGAAUAUCGAUUAAACCUUUUAGAUAUAUGCCCAACUGCUUGUUUAUUACAAAAUGCUCCGUUGUAUUUGUCUUUCAAAAAGGUCUCCGGAGACUGAUUAAUAACUAUAGAAAAAAAAAGCAGAACUAAUUAAAAUGCCCUGGGACAUUAAUUUCAAAAUUGCAUUAUAUUUUUCAAUAAAAACAAGUCCAAAAAUACA